Drosophila kikkawai is the source of this 2726-nucleotide messenger RNA. RefSeq names its product Cytochrome P450 302a1, mitochondrial (gene dib). Lineage: Eukaryota; Metazoa; Arthropoda; Insecta; Diptera; Drosophilidae. Gene Ontology annotation, molecular function: monooxygenase activity; heme binding; iron ion binding. The record is from RefSeq and is a predicted model, not a curated record.
CCGUUCCGGGUGCAAAACCCGAAUGCUGAGCCAGCAGCAGCAAUAAAACCCCGAAGGCCCAUGCUGUCUUUAGUGCAUUUCCAGAAUUUGCCGUGAAAAGACAUCCAGAGAACCCAGAGAAAUGCUGACGAAACUGCUCAAGAUCAGCUGCACGUCGCGUCAGUGCACCUUUGCCAAACCCUACGAGGCCAUUCCCGGGCCUCGUGGUCCCUUUGGGAUGGGCAAUCUCUACAACUAUCUGCCUGGAAUCGGAUCCUACUCUUGGCAGAAGCUACACCAGGCCGGGCAGGAUAAGUACGAGAAGUACGGGGCCAUUGUCAGGGAAGUCAUAGUGCCCCGCCAGGACAUCGUCUGGCUGUACGAUCCCCGGGACAUUGCCUUGCUGCUCAACGAGCGCGACUGUCCGCAGCGGAGGAGUCACCUGGCUCUGGCCCAGUACCGCCAGAAGCGACCGGAAGUGUACAAGACCACCGGUCUGCUGCCCACCAAUGGUCCGGACUGGUGGCGCCUACGUGCCCAGCUCCAAAAGGAGCUUAGUGCUCCGAAGAGUGUGCGUGGCUUCGUUAACCAAGUGGACGGCGUCACUCAGGAGUUCCUGAGAUUUCUCCAAGAGUCACGGGAUGACGGCAGUGUGGCCAUCGACAUGCUUCCCAAACUCACCAGAUUGAAUUUGGAAUUAACCUGCCUGCUCACCUUUGGGGCCCGCCUGCAGUCCUUUUCCCACAAGGAGCAGGAUGCUGAGUCCCGCUCCACCCGCUUAAUGCAUGCCGCCGAGACCACAAACAGUUGUAUCCUGCCCACCGAUCAGGGUCUUCAGUUGUGGCGUUUCCUAGAGACACCCAGCUAUCGAAAGCUGAGCCAAGCCCAGUCCUUCAUGGAGGGAGUGGCUCUGGAACUUCUGGAAGAGAACAUAAGCAAUGGUUCGGUGGGUUCCUCGCUUAUCUCAGCAUACCUAAAAAAUCCCGAACUGGAUCGCAGUGAUGUGGUGGGAACAGCUGCAGAUUUGCUCCUGGCAGGCAUCGAUACCACCUCGUAUGCCUCUGCUUUUCUGCUCUAUCAUGUGGCCAGGAAUCCCGAGGUGCAGCAGCGACUCUACGAAGAGGCCAAGCGAGUGUUACCCAAUCCCAAGGAGUCCUUAUCGGCGGAUGUCCUGCGCACCGAUAUCACCUACACUAGGGCUGUGCUCAAGGAAUCUUUGCGCCUAAAUCCCAUAGCUGUGGGUGUGGGUAGAAUCCUCAACCAGGAUGCAGUUUUCAGUGGCUACUUUGUGCCUAAGGGGACCACCGUGGUGACCCAGAACAUGGUGGCCUGUCGGCUGGCCCAGCACUUUGAGGAACCUUUGAUGUUCAAGCCAGAUCGUUGGCUUCAGCACCGCAGUGCCUUGAAUCCAUAUCUAGUCCUUCCCUUCGGUCACGGAAUGAGGGCCUGCAUAGCCCGUCGCCUGGCCGAGCAGAACAUGCACAUUCUGCUGCUCCGGAUGGUGCGCCACUUUGAACUGAUUUGGAGCGGCUCCGAUGCUCAGCUGGAUGUCAAGACCCUGCUGAUAAACAAACCCGAUGCUCCAGUUCUCAUCGAGCUGAAACCACGUACCGACUAGGCUCUACAUUUAAGUCUUAUGCAAACUACUUCUGAGAGAAAACAGACUUUUUGUACAAUUUUUAAAUAAUUCGUUUAUUAAUUGUAUUAAAUUAGUUUAUAAUUAGUGUAAAUUAUAUAUAACUAGACUUGCAUUUAAUGUGAUUGAAAGGCUGCGGGUGUUUUGGUCUAAGUACUAAAGAGAACGACAAAAAGGCAUUCAUUGAAAAUUCAUCCAAAAGAUUUGGGCUGCCAAAUACUCGAAUAAAUGGAUUGUUUUGCCAUGAGUUUCGGGGCUGUCUUUUGCUCAUAAGAAGUUGGGUUUAGAAAUUAUUAACCAAAUACUUCAAAUUCGAGUAUUUUGUGCUCUUUACGACAAUCCCGACGAUUGCUCGUAUGUGUUGUAUGUGUUGUGGUGACUAAAUAUUCCAGUACAAUGUUUAAUUAUAGAUAUAUGGGAAUCGUUAGCAUAUAUGGCUCUAUAAAAGUGGUCCGACCUAGCCCCUAGCUCCUCACUCUCCUCCCUUUGUUGUCCUUAAGCUCAACUCGAGUGAAAACCGCUUACAUACAUACACAUAUAUAUAAACUAUAUAGUCUACUACCUGUUUCGCUCUUGUCCCAGUUCAAGUUCAAGUCAAAAAUAUAUAUAUAUGGUUGUGGGGCAGCUUGCCUGCUCUAUAUACUGAUACUCCGUACGAUUCUAGUCUGAUCUAACCUAUAAGGACUUUGGUUGUUUGCCGCACUACACGCUAGGAUGAUUGGUGAAAAAAUACAUCUAGAUAUACACGUACUAUCUGUGAACUUUACUUCCCGCUAUGUUAUGUUCGAAAAAUAAAUGAUUUCAUGAGGGAUAUAUUUGGGGUUUCCAUAUAAACUGAGUUCUUUCGAUUUGAAUGUUCUUUUAGAUUAAGAAAAGGUUCUGAAAUCUCUUGGAAGCCUUUCACUAUAUUGAUGUUCCUCUGAAAUCGAAAGAAUCUGAAAACCCCAAACAGUGCCCCUUUCUGUCCUUUACUUUAUGUGAGAAGACUGUUUCAGGAAGCGAUUCGAGUCUUCUACUUUAUGGCUAUCGUUGAAUAUGUGUUCGAUGAAGGAUGAGAUAUGAGUCCAGUUCCGUGUCCUGCUGCCUAGCUUAUAGUUCCAGCAGCAGGACC